UAGUAAAAUUGACAAAAGUCAAGUCCAUGAAAUUGUUUUAGUUGGUUGUUCAACUUAUAUUCCUGAGAUUCAAAGACUAGUAUCUGAAUUCUUUAAUGGUAAAAAACCAAACAAAUCUAUCAAUCCUGCUGAAGCCGCAGCCUAUGGUGUCGCCGUACAAGCUUAUAUUUUAUCUGGUGGUGAUCCCACUAAUGAAAAAGGAAUAUUAUUGAAGGAAGAAAUCGAACGGAUGGUUUCCGAAGCUGAAGAAUAUCAUGCAGAAGAAUGCUUUGAAUCAUAUACACACAACUUAUUUAACGUAGUUCAAGAUAUUGAUAAUAUAAAGAAUAGACUUCAAGAUGCAGCACAAAAAUCGAUUACAUGGCUUGAGAAUAACCAAGAAGCAAGUAAAGAUGAAUACGAACGUGAACAAAAAUUACUUGAAGGGAUUGCCGAUCAAAUAAUGAACAAACUUUAUAAUGUAGAUGUUUCUUCAUAACUUCCCUCAUCCAACAAUGAAAUUCGAUAUAACGGAACCUCAAUAAACCGGAACUGGCCUUAUAUCGGAACUUUUUUCCGGAACCAAAUCACAUAUAUUGAUUUGACGGAAUAUAAUAGUAAAAGGAGAUUUACUGGAACACGUGAUGAUCUACAUCUUUAACCAAUAAAUUUUUAAGCGCGUAACCUAUUUUAAAAAAUUUUCCUAACUAAAUUUAUUAUUUAUUUAUGCAUUUUUUAAUUAAGGAAAAAAUUUUCGAUAUCAAAGAAAAAAAGUGAAAUUUAAAUAAAAUAACAUAAUACUCAAUAUCUAUAUUAUCUUCAAAUUCAUGAU
Rhizophagus irregularis DAOM 181602=DAOM 197198 is the source of this 811-nucleotide messenger RNA. RefSeq lists its product as uncharacterized. Gene Ontology annotation, molecular function: ATP-dependent protein folding chaperone; ATP binding. Gene Ontology annotation, cellular component: cytosol; nucleus; plasma membrane. Lineage: Eukaryota; Fungi; Glomeromycota; Glomeromycetes; Glomerales; Glomeraceae. The record is from RefSeq and is a predicted model, not a curated record.